GAGAGAGAGAGAGAGAGAUGACAAGGAUACUACUACCUUGCGUAAGAAUAGGAUCAGAGACACAAGAAAAGGUUGACAACGAUGGCUGCAGUUGCAGCUAGAAGCACCUAUCCAUCCACAGCAAGUCAGCAACCCGGCCAGCAUGUAGGACAGGAGCUACGAGCUAGGCACAGCUCCGAUGCCGGGGGAGAGUACCGAAUGGACAUGGACCGCUCUCUGCAGCUCGGCGUGGUGUUGACGUGGAUGAGGAAGAUCGCCGAGGGAGCAGCAGCUUUCGUUGCCGGCGCGGCAGGCCGGCAUCCAUCCAUGGAUUCUGGUGAUGAUCUCGUUCAGAUCUGCUGCUGAAAAGCUGCACACUCCUCCCCGUUUCAGCCUGCGUCUUCGCUCGCUGUGCCUUUCGAAACAGCAAGAAAGCAGUCCGGUACUCCAGUAUAUGAGCAUGUGCAACCCAUCGACGGCGGCGGCGGCGGCGGUGGUAGUACCGUGCAUACAACUUGUGUUUGUUCGGGGGUGAUGAGUAAGCAAAGCUGUGCUGCCUGUCUACCGUGUGUUUUGAUUCCAUGAAGGUGUUAAGAUUCUGUCAGUGUUAAGAUCAUGACAGAAAUUCAACCUCUUGUAUUGUCGCUGCUGUCACUAAAAGAGGCUGCAAGGACCAGUGUUGUGUCAAGAAACUGGAGAAAGCUCUGGACACGGUAUCCUAAUCUAUGCUUUGAUGGCACCAAAGAUGGAUCCAGUGGUAUUGAUAGUGUCAAAAUAGAAAGAGCAAAGUUCAUUGAGACAGUAAAUUCUAUUAUUCAGCAGCACAGUGGAAUAGGGCUCAAUAAAUUCAGUAUCAGGUGCAACCUUCAGAUGGAUUCAGAUAUUCUUAACAGGUGGAUUUGCUUUGCCACUGCAUCAAAGGCUAAGAUUAUAGAUGUGAACCUGUGGCCAAAACGAAAUUAUGUAGGACCAACCAAGCAAGUUCACCACUUCCCUCUUGAGGCUUUAGGUGCUCAAGAUCGCCCUUUUAUCCAGUGCUUGUUUCUCACCAAUGUUUCUAUAAAGCCACACUUGGAUAUAUGUGGCUUUACAACACUCAGAAGCCUUCGUUUGCACUGCAUUCAAAUUAUUGGAGAUCUUUCAGGCUUGCUAUUAAAUUGUUCCAGUCUCGAGGACUUGGAGGUCAUUGCGUGCUUGGGGGUGACUGAUCUGAAUAUUCCACACCAAAUCCAUAAACUUAGAAAUUUGCUAAUUUCCAAUAUGCGUAUCCAGAUGGUUGAGUUUCAUGUUCCUAAUCUUUCUCAUUUUGAGUACAAAGGUACUGCAAUUCCUAUUAUGCUUCAUGGUUGCUCAAGAUUACAGAAGGCAACCCUGAACUUUCACCAGACAUGGCUUGAAGAAGACAAUAAUAAAGUACUGGGCCAUGUAUUCCAUGGAAUUUCCAGUGUUUCGUCAGUCAAGGUGCUCCACGUGCAUGCUAAUAUAUGCACAAAUUUCCCGGUCUGGUCCUCACAGGUGCAUACGUUGAUAACAAGACCAGCAUGCAUGUUUCUGAACUUGAGGCAUCUGACUUAUGAAAUAAUUAUUUUUACAAGAGGUCCAAAUAGCCACAGUGGACUUCUUCAGCUGUCUCAGUAUUUGGCUUCUGCGCCACAUCUAGAGACGCUGGAAUUGGACAUGAUCUAUCAUGUGUCUGUUGGUCGCUGCUGGCGUGGUGAGGGAGUCUCCUACCGUAUGCGCCGCCAUGAUCACCUCAAGACGGUUUACAUGAGUGGUUUCCGGUGCUACCGGGCUCAGGUCGAGCUGCUUUGUGGCAUCCUGGAAAUGGGUGCUGUGCUCGAGCAAGUGACCAUUGAACCAAUGGUGAGAUUACCAUAUAGCGGUGACCUGAUGAAUCUAGGCAUUCCUCGGAAUGAGAUUUGUGAAUGGGCGCACCUUACCUCAGAGCGGUUUGGUAAAGCGAUCACUGUCGUAGAAACGCCCACCAGUGCAGUGCUGCAUACCACUUUUACUGGUUUCAGGUUGAGUAUAAGCCAAGGAUUGCUAUGUACUGUUGUGUGUACUUUGUUUCCAUGAGAGGAAUGACAAGAAAAGGAUUUGUUGUUUUAA
This is a messenger RNA of Panicum hallii, 2088 nucleotides long. RefSeq names its product F-box/LRR-repeat protein At3g59210-like. Gene Ontology annotation, molecular function: protein binding. The record is from RefSeq and is a predicted model, not a curated record. Lineage: Eukaryota; Viridiplantae; Streptophyta; Magnoliopsida; Poales; Poaceae.